UGUAAUUCUCGUUGGCUUGUGUCUAGUAAAAUAUUUAUUAAUAAAGUUUAAUUGUUUUUUAUUUAUUUAAUUUAUUAAUUAAUUUUUUUUUCACUUAAUGGAGUUGGAAAAAAUUUAGUGAUAAUAAAAUCAUAAGUAAACUUCUUUUUUAUAAAUAAUGUCGGACACUGAAAAGGAUAUACCUGUUUUUACAUAUCGUAGAUUAAUAUCAUUGCAUAUUGAGGAUGAGUCAGAUAAUAAAAAUAAUAAAAUUUGUGGAUUUCAUUUAACGCGAUCGCCAUGGGAUCCUUAUCCAUGGAUAAGUUACGUUGAACCUGGAAGUAUUGCUGAUAAAUCUGGACUUAAGUUAUUAAUUUUAUUUUUUUUUCAUUUUGUGAACUGGCUUAAAGCCGGUGAUUGUCUUUUGGACAUAAAUGCAACUGAUAUAGUUGGAUUAAGGGUCAAAGAAAUAGCUUCGUUGAUAAAACGUGAACCUGGGGUUACAAUAGAUUUACAAGUAUGGCGUCAUGAUGGCGAUGAAAAUCAGGAUACAUCUGAAUUUGGCGUCGCGGUAUCGGGACCACUUCCUUCUUUGGCACGUAAAUUAGCUAAAGCCGUUUCGGGUACAAUUUGUGCACUAGAGUGUCCGAUUUGUUUAGAAACCGCCUCCUCGCCAGUAUCUCAGUGUGUCCAUGGUCAUAUUCUGUGUUCAAAUUGUCGUAAAAAAACCCCGAGAUGCCCAAUUUGUAGAAUUAGGUUAGGCCAGGGCAGGUGUCUACUCGCUGAUCAAAUUCAAAUAAAUAUCCGUGAUGCUUAUCAAGAAGAUUUUUCACGUUUGGUAUCUCAAGCUUCAGCAAAUGGUCAAAUUUUGAGCUCAGCAUUAAGAGAAAAAUUAUUUGGUAAAUCUGUCGGUAAAAAUACUGCCGAUAAAAAAGAAAAUGCGAUUUUACCGGCUGUCCAAAUUAAGCGACGGCUGGGAAGAUUUCUUCUAGGAGGUUUUGAUAAAGCGGCAUCUGUUGAUAAUUUAACGAACGAGCCUUCAUCAUCAUCGGCAACAGCAUCACCACUACCAUGUUACCGACGAUUAGGGGAAUUAUUUACCGGCGAUCGGGCUAAAUCGGCCAGUACUGGAGAAUUACGUGAAGCCAGAGAUCAUUCACCUGCAAAUAAAACCCAACCAAAUGGCUCCGAAUUGGAGGGGACUAGAAAUUUUUAUAACAAUUCAAGUGGAUAUUUAAGUGUUCCGGUGCCAUCGACACCGUGUUGGGGCGGUUCUAUGGAAUCUGUUGUAAACUCAUUUCCAUGUCCGCUGGGUUAUAAAACUUCUUGCUAUGAGCCGGUUCAUAAUGAAAAUUUAAUUGAGCAUUUUGGUAAAAAUCAUCAGAUUGUACAAAUUCACUUCUAUGGAUCUAAAAUAACUAUUCCGAUAAAAAUGGAUUUUAAUUGCGAUACUAUUCAUGUUAUUCAUUAUGCCAAUGAUUUAUUUUUUUUUCAUUUCGAACAAGAGACAGCAUGGAUGACAAGCCCAUCAACUAAAGGCGAGUGGAUUCUACACGGCAAAAGUUCCGAAAACACGGAAAUAAAAUUGAAACGUCGGAUCACUAAAAUCGAUAACGUAAAACCAGUGGCCGAUCUCGCACCAAUUCCUAAGGCAUUUAAUAUCAUGGUCCUUGAUAUUGAACUACUGGUAUCACAGUCCGAGGGUCUAGAUAUUUAAUAUUAUUGUGAAUAAUAAAAUUUCAAUUGUCAAUGAUUAACAAUUUUUUUUAUUUCGUAUACAAAAAGGUACAAAAGAUAUAAUAAUUAUAAUUACAAUUACAGUAACACAUACUGUGUUUAAUCACUUAUUACAACAAGUAAAUUAAUCUUGUGUAAUAAUAAUAAUCACUUAUACUCUAAAUAAUUGAGCACAAUUAUUGGUAAUUAAUAAGUUCAUUAAAAAGUAUGAAAGCUCGUGGAAAAAAAUUUUACCAA
Molecule: messenger RNA, 1953 nt
Organism: Microplitis mediator
Lineage: Eukaryota; Metazoa; Arthropoda; Insecta; Hymenoptera; Braconidae
Exons: 4
Coding region: 158-1696 (512 amino acids)
Biological process (GO): multicellular organism development; proteasome-mediated ubiquitin-dependent protein catabolic process
Cellular component (GO): cytoplasm
Molecular function (GO): ubiquitin protein ligase activity; ubiquitin conjugating enzyme binding
Source: RefSeq, a predicted model, not a curated record